AUGUGUGACGCCUCCAAUCAUACUGUAGAUGCCGCACUUGCACAGCGCGAGGGUAAGCUCCCUUACAUUGUUGCUUAUUCUUCAAAGACAUUGGAUGCGUCAGGAAAUGCAUCCCAAAAAGAUGAAAUACCUCAACAACCAAUGUUAUUUUGUGAAAUCUUUGAUGUUUGGGGCAUAGAAUUUAUGGGGCCAUUUCCUAACUCAAGUGGAUAUCUUUACAUUCUGUUGGCGGUUGAUUACGUAUCAAAGUGGGUGGAAGAGAUUCCUACCCAGCUUGAUGAUGCUAAUACUGUGAUUUCUUUCAUUAGAAAUAAUAUUGUAUGCCGCUAUGGGUCACCACGAGCAAUUGUGAGCGACCAAGGUACUCACUUUUGCAACAGAAAGAUGGAAGCAUUACUCAAGCGAUAUAGGGUACUACAUAAGGUUGCAGCCACUUACCACCUCGAAACUAAUGGCCAAGUGGAGGUAUCCAACCGAGAGAUAAAGCGGGUUUUGGAAAAAGUGGUGAUCCCACAAAGGAAGGAUUGGAGUUCUCGGUUGGGUGACGCAUUGUGGGUGUAUAGGACGGCCUAUAAGACUCUGCUAGGGAUGAGUCCCUUUCGGAUUGUCUAUGGGAAGGCGUGCCACCUCUCGGUUGAAAUUGAAUAUAAGGCUUAUUGGGUGGUUAAGCAAUGCAACAUGGACUUCACCAAGGUGGGCAUAGCAAGUAAGUUGCAAUUAGAAGAACUCGAAUGUCUUAGGAUGGAAGCCUAUGAGAAUGCAAAGAUCUAUAAGGAGAAGACUAAGACUUUUCAUGAUAACCAUAUCCACAAGAAAUAUUUCCAACAGGGUGAUGAAGUUCUUCUAUACAAUUUGAGACUUAGGUUCAUGUCCGGAAAGCUCCGUUCAAGGUGGGAUGGUCCCUUUAAAGUGAAGGAAUUGAAGCCCUAUGGAGUGGUUGAGCUAUUCCACCCUCAAAGUGGUGCAACAUUCAAAGUGAACGGCCACAUGGUAAAAACGUUUCGUGGUCAUAAGGCACUAAAGGAAUUGGAGGUGUUCCUUCUUGAGGAUGCACCCAAAGGAGGAGAGUCUUGA
Molecule: messenger RNA, 1074 nt
Organism: Arachis ipaensis
Lineage: Eukaryota; Viridiplantae; Streptophyta; Magnoliopsida; Fabales; Fabaceae
Source: RefSeq, a predicted model, not a curated record